AUGACCAACGAAACGUACUCGAUGUGGGUAGAUGGAAAGGAGGUGUCAGGAGAUGUCGACAAUGCUGUGCAGACGGCACAAAAAGCGUUCAAAUCGGGCAUCUGGUCCAAAGCUCCACGUCACGUGCGCGCGGAUACGCUCGACCGUAUCGCAGAACUCUUGGUCAAGAAUCUGCCACGUCUCAUCGAGUUGGAGGUGCGCCAGACUGGUCGAGCGGUUCGCGAGAUGAAUGCACAGGUUCCGACCCUGGUGAAAUGGUUCAAGUACUAUGCCGCGCUGAUCAGGACCGAGGAGAGAUCAGUUCUGCCCACCAUGGGCAGGCUGCACAACUGGGUCGACCGGGUACCACUCGGAGUUGUUGCUCAAAUCACGCCUUUCAAUCAUCCACUUCUCAUAGCGGUAAAGAAGAUUGCACCAGCAUUAGCAGGGGGUAAUUCGAUUGUUCUCAAGCCAAGCGAGCUGACGCCGUUGACGAGCAUCGAAUUGGGCAAACUCAUGAAGGAAGCGGGUUUACCUGAUGGAGUUUUCAAUGUUCUGCCUGGAGAUGGGCUCACGACUGGAAAGGCACUUGUCGAGCAUCCGCUCAUUAAAAAGGUUGAUGUUACUGGAGGGACACCCGCAGGACGAGCCAUCGGCGCCAUUGCAGGCCGUAACCUGGCGCACUAUACUGCUGAGCUUGGCGGAAAAGCACCACUGAUCGUGUUCGAAAAGGCUCAUCUGGAUCUUGCCGUCAAUGGUAUUGUAUUUGGCAGUUUCAUCGCCAGUGGCCAAACCUGUGUGGCUGCAACGCGCAUCAUUGUUCAGAACAGUAUAAUCGACAAGGUUGUAGAAAAGCUUAAGGACAAGGCACAAAGUAUAGAACGGAGGAUAGGAUCGCCUAAGAACGUAGAGUCGAUGAUGGGACCUCUUAUAUCCGGAAAACAGCUUGGAAACGUAUCUACGCUUGUGAAAGACGCCAUCGAUGCCGGCGUUACGGUGGUUACUGGUGGCCAACGGAUGAGCGGAACUGCGGCUUUGGACGGUACCGAAUUUGCCAAAGGCUACUUUUACGCCCCCACCAUUCUCACUGACAGCCAGACGAAGAAGAUAGUUGAUACGCGAAUUUGGAACGAAGAAGCAUUCGGUCCAGUCAUCGUAGUGGUCGGCUUUGACACGGAGGAGGAGGCGCUAAACUUUGCAAACGACAGCGAGUUCGGACUUGGCGCAGCGAUCUGGACCCAGGAUCUAUCGCAGGCAUUCAGAGUGUCAGAGAGUGUCGAGAGCGGCAUCUGCUGGGUCAACACUCAUCAUCGCAACGACCCCAGCUCUCCAUGGGGAGGAAUCAAGAGCUCUGGUGUCGGAAGUGAGAACGGAAUUGAUGCAUACAACGCCUACACGACAACGAAGAGUACCAUCAUCAACUAUGCUACUGCCGAAGAUGGUCUCGCAAGUGACGACUGGUUUAGAGAGGAAGGUGGCGAUGUCAGAUACGGGUAG
Parastagonospora nodorum SN15 is the source of this 1476-nucleotide messenger RNA. RefSeq lists its product as hypothetical. The record is from RefSeq and is a predicted model, not a curated record. The coding region runs from base 1 to 1476 and encodes 491 amino acids. Gene Ontology annotation, molecular function: aldehyde dehydrogenase (NAD+) activity. The transcript is spliced from 2 exons. NCBI's taxonomy places the organism in Eukaryota, Fungi, Ascomycota, Dothideomycetes, Pleosporales, Phaeosphaeriaceae.